UUCUGGACAUUCCAUUCCUAAAACUUUUUCAGUUAUUUCUAUAAAUACAAACCAAUUUUUCUGAGUCAAUUGAAAACCAUUUUCACAAUCAUUUCUGAUACUCACUUCAUUCUUCAAACCAAUAAUGGCAAGUCAGCUUUCCCACAACCAGAAAUUAGAGCCGUGGCACAGCCUAGCUGGAAAAGUUGUUCUUGUUACUGGGGCUUCUUCUGGUAUAGGUCGUGACUUCUGCCUUGAUCUUGCUCUAGCCGGCUGUUGCCUCAUCUUGGCGGCUCGUCGGAUAGACCGACUACAGUCACUCUGCAACGAAAUUAAUGGACAGUUAGAGGAGUCAAAAAACCAGCAGGCUGUGGCCAUAGAGCUUGACAUCGCCGCAGACAGCUCCACCAUAGAGAAGUAUGUGCAGAAGGCGUGGGAAGCUUUUGGGCAUAUUGAUGUGUUAAUAAAUAAUGCUGGUAUUAGAGGAAAUGUGAGAUCACCUUUGGAUUUGUCUGAGGAGGAAUGGAAUGAAUUGUUUAGAACAAACACAACUGGUACAUGGUUGGUGUCAAAAUAUGUAUGCAAACUCAUGCGAGAUUCAAAGAGGAAAGGAUCAAUUAUCAAUAUCUCUUCAAUUGCUGGCUUAGAAAGGGGGAAUUGGCCUGGAGCUAUUGCAUAUGCUUCUUCAAAGGCAGGUGUCAAUAUGCUAACAAAGGCGAUGGCAUUGGAAUUGGGGGCAUACAAAAUAAGAGUGAAUUCAAUAUCACCCGGACUUUUCAAAUCUGAAGUCACUGAAAAUUUGAUGAAGAAAGAUUGGGUAAAAAUGGUGGCCAAAAAAAUAGUACCAUUGAAAGAUCUUGGCACUUCAAAUCCAGCAUUAACAUCAAUGGUUCGCUACUUAAUUCAUGACUCUUCUGAAUAUGUGACCGGAAAUAUUUUUAUCGUUGAUUCCGGUACUACCAUACCUGGGGUGCCUAUAUUUUCAUCUCUAUGAAUGUGUGAUAUCAUACAUUAUAUCAAAAAUAUGAUUAUUAUAUUUAUAAUGAUCAAUUAAAGUGGAGAUUUUCUCCG
Molecule: messenger RNA, 1050 nt
Organism: Lathyrus oleraceus (garden pea)
Lineage: Eukaryota; Viridiplantae; Streptophyta; Magnoliopsida; Fabales; Fabaceae
Exons: 3
Coding region: 125-973 (282 amino acids)
Molecular function (GO): oxidoreductase activity
Source: RefSeq, a predicted model, not a curated record